AUGGUUUAUUUGCGCUCGUGUGUUGCUUCUCGGCAUCGUCGGAUGACUACAACGCAGCUAAAAUGGCAGACUGUGUUUUUUAUUUUCUGUGUUUACGGGAUUGACUUCGUCUUUUGUCAAGCGCGAUAUUCCAUCCCGGAGGAGACUCCAGAGGGAUCAUUUGUAGGAAACAUCGCCAACGAUUUGGGAAUAGAGAUAAGUAGACUUGUUUCUGGGAAAGCUCGGGUUGUAACAAAGGGCGGCCGGCAAUAUGUCGAACUGAGCAGAGACAAAGGCACCCUGGUAGUGAAGGAGAGGAUAGACCGAGAGGAGCUCUGCAAGCAAACAACGCCCUGCAGCUUCAGCUUUGAUCUGAUCAUGGAAAACCCCAUAGAACUGCAUCGUGUUAUCGUUGAAGUGCAGGAUAUAAAUGACAAUGCACCAAAAUUUCCUAAAGGUACCGUUAGUUUACAAAUUAGUGAGAACACAGCAUCUGGGACUCGCUUUCCAUUAGACAGCGCUGUAGAUUUGGACGUCGGUGUAAAUGGUAUUGGAAGCUAUUCUCUCAGUCCUACCGAUCAUUUCAAGCUGAUAAAUGAUCAGGAGGUCGACAGAAAAAUCGUAGACAUGGUUUUGCAUCGUGAACUUGACCGAGAGGAAAGUAAUAAGCUAGAAUUAAUCCUCACUGCAUAUGACGGAGGAUCUCCUAAAAAAUCAGGCUCAAUGCGAAUUUAUAUUUCUGUAUUAGAUGCGAAUGAUAAUGCUCCGGUGUGUAAACAAUCAGUUUAUAAAGCGGAAGUGAAGGAAAAUUCUCCAAUAGGUACAGUCUUAACUGCAAUAAGUGCCACUGAUGCUGAUGAAGGUUUAAAUGGACUAGUGUCAUAUUUCUUUGCUCAAGCUAGUGAAGAAGCAAGGAGGCUUUUUAAAAUAAACUCAGAAACAGGAACUAUUACAACGUUAGACACUUUAGAUUACGAGACUGAAAAAAGUUAUGAAAUAAAUAUAAAUGCAGUGGACAACGGGGGGCUUAAAGAUACAUGUAACGUUAUAAUAGAAGUUAUUGAUGAAAAUGAUAACUCUCCCUCCAUACAGCUCAUGUCAUUUUCAAACACCAUCUCAGAAAAUUCUCCAAUCGGAACAACCGUGGCUGUUAUUAAUGUAGAAGACGCAGAUUCCGGUAAAAAUGGGCUCGUGCAGUGUAAAAUAAAUGAAAACAUACCGUUUAAAAUAGAAUCGUCGCUUUCUGAUUACUAUGCAAUAAUCACUGAUGAAACUCUUGAUCGAGAAAAUAUGGCAGAAUACAACAUAACCAUUCUGGUAUCAGAUCAAGGAAGUCCUGCACGACACAAUAACAAAACGAUAAAUGUAAAGAUUUCCGAUGUGAAUGAUAAUCCACCCGUCUUCAGUUCUGAUGAGUAUAAAACAGUAGUUAUUGAAAACAACUCUCCGGGUGUGGCUGUGCUGACAGUAAAAGCGAGCGAUGCUGACUGGGGCCCAAAUGCGCGACUGUCUUAUUUUUUGGACGAUAAUAAUAUACAGGGCAACCCAGUGAGUUCUUUCGUCUCAGUGAAUUCAGACAGCGGGGUUAUACAUGCAGUCAAGGCCUUUGAUUAUGAGCAAAUGAAAACUUUCAGCUUUAAUGUGACAGCACGAGACGGAGGGUCGCCUCCUUUAAGUUCUGAAGUCACAGUAACAAUCAUCGUUCAAGAUCAGAAUGACAACGGUCCUCAGGUUCUCUACCCAGUACAGACUGGUGGCUCUGUGCUGGCUGAGAUUGUGCCUCGUUCAGCAGAUGUCGGCUAUCUGGUCACUAAAGUGGUGGCUGUUGAUGUGGACUCUGGACAGAACGCCUGGCUCUCCUACAAACUCCACAAAGCCACAGACAGGGCGCUGUUUGAAGUGGGAGCGCAGAAUGGAGAGAUACGAACUGUGCGCCAGGUCACUGACAAAGAUGCUGUGAAACAAAAGCUCACUGUGCUUGUGGAGGAUAACGGACAGCCAUCUCGCUCCGCUGUAGUUAACAUCAAUGUAGCUGUAGCGGACACUUUCCCUGAAGUGCUCUCAGAAUUCACUGACUUUACGCACAACAAACAAUAUAAUGAUGACCUCACCUUUUAUUUAGUUUUAGCAUUAGCUGCUGUUUCUUUCCUUUUCAUCACAACUGUAGUGGUUAUAAUAUCAGUAAAGAUCUACAGGUGGAGACAAUCGCGCAUCUUCUAUCAGUCCAAUCUCCCAGUUAUUCCCUAUUAUCCACCCGGUUACGCAGACACAGGAGUUACUGGAACUCUGCCGCACAUGUAUAAUUAUGAUGCUUGUAUGACGACUGACUCGAGGAAGAGUGACUGUAAAUAUUCUACACUUGGAGGACAAAGUGUUUUAGUUGUGGACUCGAGUUUCACGGAAACGAUGCAGCGCGCGAUGAGAGAAAAACAAUUCCAGCAAGAACUAGAGUCACCAGAAGUGGUAAGGAAAUAACCUUUUAAUCGAUAGCAUAUCAACGUAUAUUUGAAAUAUGUCGUGAAAAAACCAAUAAAAGCUUUAUUUACUUUUUUAAAAAAUUUUAAUGUUUAUUUUUAGGCUAAGUAUUAGUUUAGAAAAGACGUGUGGGUAGUUAAAUUUAGAAUCACCGGAAGUGGUAAGGAAAUACCGGUUUAAUUCAAGGCAAUUUAACUGCCUUAAAGCAUAGACAAUAAAAUAGCAAUAAAACGGUUCCUUUUUGACUUUAAAUUUUUAAUUCAUUUAUUUCUUUCGUGGUGAGCAUGCUAAACGCACUUACACAGCUCAGUGUUUAACAUAUAAUGCUUAAACAUAAUUUGGGAAGAGAACUGCAGAUUCCAUUGCAAAACAUGACUAAUAUUGUUACUUAAUAACGUUUAAAAAAUGCUUUCAAAUUUUCCCUGUCUGCAGUUUCAUCUCUAAUUAACUUGCUUCACCUGAGUGACCUUGUUUAAUUUCUGGAGAAGUUUGUUGUGAAUGUAGAGC
This is a messenger RNA of Pangasianodon hypophthalmus (striped catfish), 2961 nucleotides long. RefSeq names its product protocadherin beta-16-like. The record is from RefSeq and is a predicted model, not a curated record. Gene Ontology annotation, molecular function: calcium ion binding. Gene Ontology annotation, cellular component: plasma membrane. The transcript has a single exon. The coding region runs from base 1 to 2454 and encodes 817 amino acids. Gene Ontology annotation, biological process: homophilic cell-cell adhesion. Lineage: Eukaryota; Metazoa; Chordata; Actinopteri; Siluriformes; Pangasiidae.